Molecule: messenger RNA, 1071 nt
Organism: Saxophila tyrrhenica
Lineage: Eukaryota; Fungi; Ascomycota; Dothideomycetes; Mycosphaerellales; Extremaceae
Exons: 4
Coding region: 1-1071 (356 amino acids)
Cellular component (GO): catalytic step 2 spliceosome
Molecular function (GO): protein binding; RNA binding
Source: RefSeq, a predicted model, not a curated record
AUGUCCGGCGAGAAGAGAGCGGCCUCAUCGUCUUUCGGCACAACACAGCUGGUCAAGAGGCAAAGAUCAGAAGCGAACAUCAACGGCGGCGCAGUCGCAAGAGUCAAUGGCUCUGGCAGCAAUGCGGUGGUCAAAGGAGCAUACGGCCAUGCUGGGCUGCAGGCGCAGGUUAUGGAGCUGAGUGGUCACUCGGGUGAAGUUUUCUGCUCUCGCUUCGAUCCAACCGGCGCCCAUAUAGCCUCCGGCAGCAUGGACCGCGACAUCCUUCUGUGGAACUCCUCCGGCGAUUGCGCGAACUACGGUGUCCUCACAGGCCACAAGAGCGCGGUCUUAGACCUACACUGGUCCCGUGACAGCCAGGUCAUCUACUCAGCAAGCGCAGACAUGACGGUAACAAGCUGGAACGUGGAGACUGGCGAGCGGAUACGGAGACACGUAGGACAUGAGGAAGUGAUCAAUUGCUUGGAGGUCAGCAAAAGAGGCGAGGAGAUCUUGAUAUCCGGCAGCGACGACGGUUCGAUCAGCGUAUGGGACCCAAGACAGAAGGCGGCGAUCGACUACAUCGAGACGGACAUGCCAGUUACGGCAGUGUGCCUGGCAGAAGCGGGCAACGAGCUCUUCAGCGGCGGCAUAGACAACGACAUUAAGGUCUGGGACUUGCGGAUGAAAAAGGUUACAUACACACUACCCGGACAUACCGACACUGUCACAUCACUGGCUGUCUCUCCGGACUCGCAAUCACUCCUUUCGAACUCGCACGACAACACAGUACGAACGUGGGACAUCCGUCCUUUCGCGCCCAACGAUCGUCAAAUCCGGAUCUUCGACGGAGCUCAAGCUGGGCUGGAAAAGAACCUCAUUCGAGCGUGCUGGGACUCGACAGGGAAGAGUAUUGCUGCCGGAGGCGGUGACGGUACUGCAACUGUGUGGGAUAGUGCAGGGGGAAAGAUGCUGCACAAGCUGCCGGGCCACAAGGGCACGGUGAACGAUGUGCGGAUAUCACCAGAUGAUUCUCUGAUAUUAUCCGCUAGUACCGAUCGCACAAUGUUGCUGGGCGAGCUGCCACGCUGA